Molecule: messenger RNA, 4173 nt
Organism: Aspergillus sclerotioniger CBS 115572
Lineage: Eukaryota; Fungi; Ascomycota; Eurotiomycetes; Eurotiales; Aspergillaceae
Product: ABC transporter ATP-binding protein
Exons: 3
Coding region: 1-3960 (1319 amino acids)
Biological process (GO): transmembrane transport
Cellular component (GO): membrane
Molecular function (GO): ATP hydrolysis activity; ATP binding; ABC-type transporter activity
Source: RefSeq, a predicted model, not a curated record
AUGGCUGCCACGGCAGAAGAAUCUGCAAAGGCAGACGUACCAGCAAAGCCCAGCUUAUGGCGCCGCGCCACCCUGUUUGCCAGGUUGCUGGUCUACAGCAACCCGUCGACCACGGAUCUCCUGGUUCUUUUCAUCGGAUUCAUCGCAGCGAUUGCCGCCGGAGUGCCCUUCCCGAUCAUGUCCAUCGUCUUCGGAGAGCUGGUCAACGGCUUGGACUCAGCCAGCUGUGAAGUCAGCGCCACCACGGCUGGGGCGUACCAGGCCGGCCUCAACCACAAGAUCCUGUUGAUCGUCUACGUUGGCAUCGCCUACUUCGGGCUCAUCUACAUCUACUCUCUCUGCUGGAACCUCUCCGGUGAGCGCCUGGCGCAGCGCCUGCGGGACCGGUAUUUCAGCUCCAUCUUGCGUCAGGAUGCUGAGUUCUUCAGCAAGCUCUCCGCCGGGGAGGUCUCCGCCCGCAUCACCGGCGACAUCGCAGUGGAGCAGCAGGGGACCAAUGAAAAGGUCGGCAUCGUGAUCAACAGCGUCGCCUUCUUCAUCACCGCGUACGUGGUGGCCUUCAUCAAGGAUGCCCGGCUGGCGGGGAUCCUCGUGUCCCUGACCCCCGCGUACCUCCUGAUGGCGCUGAGCGGCGGGUUCUUCGUGCAGAAGUACUUUGGGAGCGCGCUGGAGAGCAUGGGCAAGGCCUCUUCCGUGGCUCUCGAGGCCUUCUCCAACACCAUGGUGGUGCACGCCUUCUCGGCCAACGCCCGUCUGGAGGAGAAGUUCGUCCAGCUCCUGCACCCGGCGCUCCGGGCUGGGGUGUACAAGUCCGUGGCCAUGGCCACCCAGGCUGGACUCUUAUACUUCAUUGCGUUCUCGGCCAACGGCCUCGCCUUCUGGCAAGGCUCCGCACAGAUCGCCAAUGCCGUCGAGUCCUCCGGUGGCGGCAUCUCCGUCGGGAACAUUUUUACCGUCAUUCUGAUUCUCGUGGAUGCUUCUCUGAUUCUCAGUCAAGCUGCUCCGUUCUUGCGCAGCUUCGACGCCGCGGCCGUGGCUUUCCGCAAGCUAGAAGCCGACAUUGACCACCGGUCGACCAUCGAUGGUACAACCGAGCAUACUGGCCGUUCGCUGCCGGAGAUCACUGGCACGGUCGAACUGCACAAUGUCUCCUUCGCCUACCCGUCACAACCUGACCGGCCAGUGUUGCAGGAUCUCUCCUUCAUCUGUCCUGCUGGCCAGCAGACAGCGAUUGUCGGUCUUUCUGGUAGCGGAAAGUCCACCGUCGCCGGUCUGAUCACCCGGUUUUACAAUGUCAAUCAGGGCAGCGUGCUGUUGGAUGGACAUGACAUCAUGGAACUCAACGUGCGCUCCGUGCGAAGCCACCUGAGCCUCGUGCAGCAGGAGCCCUAUCUGUUGGAUCGAUCGAUCCUCGAGAACAUCGCCUUGGGUCUAGUCAACUCGCCUGCGCACGCCUACCUGCGGCCCCUGUUGAUGGGGACCGGGCUGGCCGAGAUUGCCGCCGCGGUGCGCGACGGCCAGGAGCUGGUGACGGCGGCGCUCGCACACAGCGAUCACGCGCGCGAGAUAGUAUCCUUGGUUCUCCAUGCGGCGCAGUUGGCAGAUGCCAACGGCUUUAUUGAGCGGCUGCAGGAAGGAUAUGGCACGAUGGUCGGCGCCAAGGGUAACCUGAUCAGUGGCGGGCAGAAGCAGCGGAUCUCACUCGCGCGUUCCUUGGUCAAGGACCCUCGGAUAUUAAUUCUGGAUGAGGCCACGGCCUCCCUUGACUCAGCGACUGAGCGACGCAUCCAACAAGCUCUGGACAAGGUGGCGGUCGGGCGGACGGUAAUCACUAUUGCCCAUCGGCUUGCCACGAUCAAGAACGCCGAUAACAUCAUCUUGAUGCGGCAGGGACGGCUGAUUGAGCAAGGAACGCACCAGAACCUGCUUGCUGCCAAUGGCGCCUACGCAGAACUGGUCCGGUUGCAAAAUCUCAACGUCCAUGGUGGUGAGGAGGGGGAAUCUGACACGGCGUGCUCCACUGCGUCUUCGAAUGGAGUUCAAAAGCCAGAGACGGCGACCCUGGAUGUUCUGACUGAGGUUGAGAAGCCUGCGCUGGUUCAGGCGGUGGAAGAGUCGAAAAAUGGGCCCGAGGAAGAGGAGAAUCAAACGGCUUCCUCGACCCUCUCCUCUUUGGGUUCGCUGUUCCGACCGCACCUGUUCGCUUUGGUCCUUGCCCUUACUGGCGCCGUCGUCAUCGGAGGCACGUAUUGUGGCUCCGCAAUAAUCUUUGGUAAUGUCGUGAGCAAGCUCAGCGGCUGCGAGGAGCCCGCGGACAUCCGCCAUGCCGGCCAUCUCUUCGGCCUCCUGUUCUUCAUGCUGGCCAUCAUCGAGUUCCUGGCCAACUUCAUCAGUUGGUCUCUGUUUGGCUGGAUUGCAGAGCAGAUCAUCUACAAGGUGCGGGUACUGUCGCUGCGCACCAUCCUGGAGCAGGACCUUGCGUGGCACGAGUCCAAGGACCACAACCCGUCGAUGCUGCUAGGGCUGAUCACCAAGGACAGCAGCGCGCUGGGCGGCCUCACCGGCUCGGUCGUGUGCACGAUUCUCUCUACUCUGGUCAGCCUUGUCGCCACCAUCACGAUGACGCAUAUCAUUGCCUGGAAGAUCGCGUUGGUGUGCCUGUCGGUCGUGCCCUUACUUCUCGGGGCUGGCUGGAUGCGUGUUACCACCCUGGCCGCAUUCGAGGAGCGCCAUCUGGAGGCGUUCGCGCAUUCCAACGCCAUCACUGUAGAGGCAGUCAACUCGAUCAAGACGGUCAUGUCCCUCUCCCUGGAGCAUGAAGUGCUGGAGACCUACCGCCGCUCAUUGCAAGCGCCCAUGCGCCAGGUCACCGGGUACAGCGCGUGGGCCAACUUGUGGCUGGCCGUGGGCUACGGGCUGAGCAACUUCCUGUACGCGCUGGCCUAUUGGUGGGGGUCCAAGCAGAUCAUCGCCGGCGAGUACACGCAACAGCAGUUCUUCAUCGUGCAGCUGGCCCUUUUGGUCAGCUCCCAACUGUGGGGGCAGAUGUUUGCCCUGGUCCCUGAGGUCUCACGCGCCUUCUCCGCCACCCGCCGCCUGCUGAACCUGCUGGAUCAGGGCUCGACGCGGGACCUGGCGGCGCCGUUGCAGGGACAGGGGGAUCUCGAGUCAAGCAGCAGUGAGAAGGGACCUGCCUCCACCAAUACCACCGGUAUCAGCGUGGCCUUCAAGCAGGUGCACUUCUCGUACCCGGCUCGUCCGGAUACGACGGUGCUGCAUGGCCUGGAUCUGAGCAUUCGUGCAGGCCAGUUCGCGGCGCUGGUGGGCCCCAGUGGUGCCGGCAAGUCGACCAUCAUCUCCCUGGUCGAGCGGCUGUAUCGCCCGACGUCCGGCACCGUUGAGGUCGACGGGAUGGACAUCGCCUACGGGGAUAGCAAUGGCGCAUUUCGCCACCAGAUUGCUUAUGUCCCGCAGCAGAGUGCCAUGUUCGAGGGCACCGUCCGCUUCAACCUGAUGCUAGGGGCGCGGCCGGGCCAGACCCCCACCCAGGCCGAGCUCGAGGAUGCCUGUCGGCUGGCCAACAUCCACGAUACCAUUAUGCAGCUGCCUGAUGGCUACAACACCGACUGCGGUCCCAACGGAGACCGGCUAUCCGAUGGCCAGAAGCAGCGGCUGGCCAUCGCGCGCGCCCUCGUCCGCAAGCCGCAGCUCCUGCUGCUGGAUGAGUCGACGAGCGCCCUCGACGCCGAGUCGGAGCGUCUGCUGCAGGAGGGAUUGGAUCAGGCCCGGAAGGUGAUGACCGUCAUUGCCAUCGCCCACCGGUUGUACACCAUCCGCAAAGCGAACGUCAUUUUCAUGAUUGAGAACGGUCAGUGUGUUGACCGCGGCACCCAUGCUGAGCUUGUUGAGCGCAGUGAAAGUUAUCGCGUGAAUGCCCUGAACCAGGCCGUCGGGGAGUGAGGGACAAUAGAAUCCGUUUUGCUCUCACCUUUUGUCUUCUGUAUCAUGUUUCUCCUGUGCUUACUGUAAUGGUGGGAGCGAUCCAUUUUAAAUUAUUUAGAGGAAACCACGGAAUUUAUAAUCAACGAAGUGUGCUCCGCAUGUUCUCUGCAUUAAGCCAGACGGGAACAUAUAUAUAUAUAUAUAUAGCAGACCUCGACUCUCAACUCGCCC